Molecule: messenger RNA, 546 nt
Organism: Magallana angulata
Lineage: Eukaryota; Metazoa; Mollusca; Bivalvia; Ostreida; Ostreidae
Exons: 1
Coding region: 1-546 (181 amino acids)
Source: RefSeq, a predicted model, not a curated record
AUGUGGAGAUAUUUCACUCGUCAUAAAACUCGAAGAUAUCUGGAUAUUUUACCCGAUCUGGUAUAUGCCUACAAUCACUCAUAUCAUCGCAGUAUAAAAAGAGCUCCAGCUGACGUGAAUGCCUCCAAUGUCCUACAAGUGUGGAAAACUCUGUAUCAAAAGAACUCCUCUACACCCUUCUUUUCCCCUAAAUUUCACAAAGGAGACAUAGUGCGCAUCAGUAAAGCGAAACGAACUUUUGAAAAAGGAUAUCUACCUAACUGGACCAGGGAGUUGUUUACUAUAUCUCAUCGAGUCCAGGGGGCUGUUCCUUAUAGAUAUAAGGUACAGGACUAUCACGGAGAAGAAUUAGAAGGAACAUUUUACGAGUCUGAAUUACAAAAAGUCAUUAAAGAAGACGACGUCUAUGAAGUAGAGGAAAUCCUAGACUAUAAAAAGCGGCGCAUAGGGAAAAAAGUCAUUAAAGAAAUCAAAGUGCGUUGGAAAGGAUAUCCCCCUAGCUUUGACUCAUGGAUUCCUCAAACAGAUCUUCUACUUCCCAAAUAA